AUGCCUCCGAUACUGAUCGUUCCACUCGACCUACGCUUCAUGUUCCGGCGAUUCCAGAAAACGUUCCACUUAUUCUCGCAUCUGCUCCCGCAGCUCUUUUCUCAACCCGUUCCGCGGCUCCUGCACGCUCCUGAUGACGUCAGCAGCUUUCAGAGCACCGGCCAACCGUCUAGAAGCACGGACCGUCCAUGCAACACUGUAGCUGGUAACCCGACGGAGGGUAACCUUACGGAUGAGUAUGGGGAAUCGCUGGCGGCGGGUUACAGCGACGAUGGUUACCAUUUUCGUAGCAUUCCGUCGCGUGAAACCCUAGAGCUGAGCUUCCAGAAUGGCGACGAAUGCGGAAGCCUUUUCGAGUUCGACGCGGGGAACCAUGAGUUUGGGCUCGAGUGGAGCCAUGACGUGGCAGACCAUGACGUGGCAGACGUGGCAGACGUGGCAGACCGUGACGUGGCUGGCCAUCACGAUACAGGCCAUGACAUGGCGAAUCCCAAGGAGCCCAGUUGCGACGGGCAAGGCCCAGUGGUGGUCGAGCAAGGGGCUGUGUCGAACCAAGAAUUGGCAGAUGGAGGGAUGGCAGGCGAGGGGAUGGGAAGAGAAGGGAUUGGAGGGCAAGGAAUGGGAGGGGAAGGAAUGGGAGGGGAAGCGAUUGGAUCACGGGGGAAAGGCCAAGUGGUGGUCGAUCAAGGGGUUGGGUCGAACCAGGAAUUGGCAGAUGGAGGGAUGGCAGGCGAAGGGCUGCGAGGUGAAGAGGUGCGAGGGCAAGGAAUGGGAGGGGAAGGGAUUGUAGGGGAAGGGACUGUAGGGGAAGGGAUUGUAGGGGAAGGGAUUGUAGGGGAAGGGAUUGUAGGGGAAGCGAUUGUAGGGGAAGCGAUUGUACGGGAAGCGAUUGCAGGGGAAGCGGUUGCAGGGGAAGCGGUUGCAGGGGAAGCGGUUGCAGGGGAAGCGGUUGCAGGGGAAGGCCAAGUGAUGAUUGAGCAAGGGGCUGGGUCAAACCAAGAAUUGGCAGAUGGAGAGAUUGGAGGGGAAGGGACGGGAGGCGAAAGGAUGGAAGAUGAAGGGAUUGGAGGCGAAGACACAAGGGUUCGAGAGGACAUUUGGGAGGAAAUCGCGUUAUGGAACGGAAUCAGGGGAGCAACGGCUGGGAUGGAACAGCAGGCUUCCAUGGCUAGUUUGGACGACUCUGAUUGGCUCUGGUACCUCCCGGAAUUUCCAAGGGCAGGUUCUAUGACUACACAGAGGGCUUCUGUAGAAGAUCCGGGGAAGUUUUCGGAUGAAAUUUUGCAGAAAGGGAGUGUGAAUCGCUCAGGGCGGCGAGAUUCGGAGCAGGAGAAGAGGCAGGAAGAGAAGAGGGAUGAAGGGGAGAGGGAACUGGCGGAAGAAUUGAUGGGGGAGUUGAUGGGCCAGGGAGACGAUAUGCUAGUGGAUGUAGGGGGGUAUGUGGCGGUGAGUGCAUGUGCGUCUGCCAGAGGGAUGGAGAUGGGCGCUGAGGGCAAUGGCGAGAUGAUGGGCAUGGGCCAAGGGCAGUUGACGGGCCGGGGAGACGAAAUGUUAGUGGAUGUAGGGGGGGGUGUGGCGAUGAAUGCAUGUGCAUCCCUCAGAGGAAUGGAGAUGGGUGCUGAGGGCAAUGGAACAACGGCAAGCCAUGAUGGCAUGGUGGACGGUCGUGGCAUGGUGGACAGUCGUGGCAUGGAUGCUGGUGGUGCGAUCGGGACGCGUGAUAGCAUGCAUGGUAUGGUGAUGACAGACGGUCAUGGCAUGGGUGCUGAGGGCAAUGGAACAACGGCAAGCCAUGAUGGCAUGAAUGCUGGUGGUGCGAUCGGGACGCGUGAUAGCAUGCAUGGUAUGGUGUUGACAGACGGUCAUGGCAUGGGUGCUGAGGGCAAUGGAACAACGGCAAGCCAUGAUGGCAUGAAUGCUGGUGGUGCGAUCGGGACGCGUGAUAGCAUGCAUGGUAUGGUGAUGACAGACGGUCAUGGCAUGGGUGCUGAUGAUGAUGCUGAGGACAUGCAUGGUCAAGGCAUGCAUGGCAUGGGUGCUGAUGCAAUGGUGGCCUCUAGUGACAUGCAUGGCAUGGUGAUGAAUGGUCAGGGUAUGGGCGCUGAUGGUGCAAUGCUGAGUCAGUAUGGCAUGGAUGGUUCAGGAAUCACCGCAGCAGGGGCCACGGCGGAGGCCUGUGUGAGGCAGAUGCUGCAUGCCUUUGACCCUAUCCAUGGCGCCCUGGCUUCUGCAGGCAACUCUCCUGCUCCUAGCGACUUACCUGCCCCACCUACGAGUUUUCUCCCAGGUCUAUCGGAUCUAUCGGGUCCACCGGGUCUCCCGGGUCUACCGAGUCUCCCGGGUCUCCCGGGUCUACCGGCUCUACCGAGUCUCCCAGAUUUGCCUGAUCUCGCCGUGUUUGCUGCAAUCCACUGGUUUGGGUCAAGGCUCAAUAGCCUGCUAAGUAAGAAGCUUAAUGCAAGAAGUCCCUCGUUCCACGUUACUGCUGCAGCAGCACCCGCAAGCAACCAGCACGGACAGGCCUUCCUGUCGGCACAGAAGCUUCUGCUCCCUUCUAUGCCACUGCAGCCACCGCCCUUGCUGCUGCCGAGGCCAGCGCUGCCAGUAACACCUGUUCCAGUUGCAGCGACGCUGAUGUCUGCACUUCCAGGAUCCACUCUACCUACCUGUCCAGUAUCGCCACCAGUACUGUCACCACCGCUAUUGUCACCAUCACUGCCAUCACCACUGCUGCCACCACAUCACAAAAGCCCAUCUCACGGCAACGGGGGCAAGAGGGAGAGGAGGAGGAAGGAGGGGAGGGAGCGGCGAGCAGUGAGUGCGAGAGAGCAGCUAGGCUUGUCUGGGGCUAGGGGAGCCCUGCCGCAAGCUGCCGCCCAGAAGAUGCUACAGUGGCUGGUGGCGCAUUGGGAUAAUCCGAAACCAUCAAAAGAAGACAAGAUGGAGUUAAUGACUGCAUUCAACAUUACAAAAAAACAGGUCGAAGACUGGUUUGUGAAUGCUCGAGCACGGUUGUGGAAACCUUUGACUGCAAAAUUGUGUGCUGAAAUCGUGAGAGAGCAAAGAAUAUUUGAUGUUGUAGUCAAGGAGGCUGCGGAUACUUACGUUUCCAAACCGGCUGAGAAAGAAGCGCCAGUUUUGAUGACCCCGGAGCUGUUAGCAGAGGCUUAUGAGCGAUGUGGAGAAGUUUGUGCCGAAUACGCCAAGACAUUUUAUCUUGGGACGAAACUGAUGACUCCCGAGAGGCGCCGAGCUAUCUGGGCCAUUUAUGUCUGGUGCAGGAGAACCGACGAGCUCGUGGAUGGUCCGAACGCGUCUCACAUUACUCCGAGGGCUCUAGACAGAUGGGAGGAGCGCCUGGACGAGCUCUUUCAAGGUCGGCCGUACGACAUGCUGGAUGCUGCUCUCUCAGACACCAUCCAGACAUUCCCGAUGAGCAUUCAGCCGUACAGAGACAUGGUCGAUGGCAUGCGGAUGGACCUGAGGAAGUCUCGAUACCGCACCUUUGACGAGCUCUACGUGUACUGCUACAAUGUGGCUGGCACUGUGGGCCUCAUGAGCGUUCCUGUCAUGGGAAUCGACCCUAAGUCCAAAGUGCCGGUAGAGGACGUGUACAAGGCUGCUCUGGACCUAGGCAUUGCCAAUCAGCUCACAAACAUCCUGAGGGAUGUUGGAGAAGAUGCUCAGCGGGGCCGCGUGUACCUUCCUCAGGACGAGUUGGCUCAGUUUGGCCUCUCUGACGAUGACAUCUUUGAGGGCAAGGUGACUGACAACUGGCGCAGCUUCAUGAAAUUCCAGAUUGAAAGGGCUCGCAACUACUUCAAGACAGCAGAAGCAGGCGUGGUUGAGCUUGACAGGCAAAGCAGAUGGCCGGUGUGGGCCUCCUUGAGGCUAUAUGCCCAAAUUCUUGAUGCCAUCGAAGCCAAUGACUACGACAACUUCACCCGGAGGGCUUAUGUUUCGAAGUGGAAGAAGAUGAUGUCACUCCCUGGCACUUACAUUGUUGCUGCAAAGGGGCCCCAGUAG
This is a messenger RNA of Closterium sp. Yama58-4, 4026 nucleotides long. Lineage: Eukaryota; Viridiplantae; Streptophyta; Zygnematophyceae; Desmidiales; Closteriaceae. The record is from the annotation of a GenBank genome assembly.